CGCAAUGUCUUACGCAAUACUUAGCCAAGAUGGCGCAGGCGUCGAUUUCGAGGUAUUUUUGUCAAAGUUGUGGUUAUGUUUCGCGAUGUCAUGGCGUAGUUGUCCCACGUGGAAGUUCAAGUCGUUCAUGUGGUGGUAGAUCUUGGAUGAAUAUUGCACUUAUAGAAAAACAUCAUAAUCAACAGGUUAGGAAUUUUGCAUACAGAAGACCAGAUGAACAGCCGGGACUAUUUGGACGGUUUAUACAAAAUAUUAAAGAAGGGUUUGAACGAAACAAGGAAAUGCAAGAAAAUAUAAAGAAAUUCAAGAAACAAGCAGAAAAAUUCGAAAAAUCUGAUACCUUAAAAACUGCAAAAUCAAGAUUUGAACUUUUAGAUAAAGCCAAGGAUAAGUUUUCUGAUGCUAGUACAAAGAUUUCUUCUACUGCAAGAAGUGUGUCUGGAAGUGCUGCAACAAAAGUGACACAGGCUUACGAAGAGUUUACAAAAAGUGAUACUUUCAAAAAAGGAAGAGAAGCAUCCGAAGAGCUAAGCAAGUCAGCACAAGAUGCUGCCUCAAAAAUCAAAGAACAAAGUGACGAAUUAAGCAAAACUGCACCAUUCAAGACUGUUUCAACUGGUUUCAAAGUAGUGAAAGAGGAGGUAUUGGAUGAAGAAUUCAAACAAUCCAGACCUUACCAAACUCCCGCUGAGUUACGGCGGAGAACAGAAGCCAGUAAACGAGAAGGAAUGGAAAAGGAGAGGAGAUUAGAGGCAGAUGAGGAUACAACUGGAAUGGUUCUGCACAAGGAUUCAAAAUGGUAUCAACAAUGGCAGGAAUUCAAAGAUAACAAUCCUGUUGUGAAUGGUCUGUUUUCUCUAAAAAUGAAAUAUGAUGAAAGUGACAACUUAUUUGUUAGAGCUACCCGAGUGGUGACAGACAAAGUUGGGGAUAUAUUCAGUGAUGUAUUUUCUCAAUCAGAAAUGGCAAAGACAUUGUCGGAAAUCACGAAGAUUGAUCCACAGUUUAAUAAAGACAAGUUUCUACAGGAAUGUGAAUUUGAAAUCAUCCCUGCAGUACUAGAGGCAUUCCUAAAAGGAAAUCUUGAACUGCUAAAAGAUUGGUGUCAUGAACCUGCAUAUAAUGUAUUAUCAGCACAAAUAGAACAGAUUAAACAAGUCGGACAGAAACUAGAUGCUAAAUUAUUGGAUAUUAGAGAUGUUGACCUUGCGAUGGCAAAAAUCAUGGAGCAAGGACCAGUACUUGUCCUGACUUUUAAUGCUCAACAAAUAAUGGUGCUGCGUGAUGCCACAGGGACAAUAAUAGAAGGUGGUGAGGAUAAUAUUGAGAGUGUAAGUUACGUAUGGGCAUUAUGCCGAGAUCAGAGUAUCCUGGAACACAGACAAGCUUGGAGGGUGUUGGAGUUUGGAAUUCAAAAUAGCACUGCAUGGGUUUGAAGUCAAGGGAAUGUUUUUAUCAGGCUCAAAAUUGUAAGAUUUUAAGAUAAAAGUUUAUUUAAAAACAGCUUAUUUUUGGAAACAUUGGACUAUCAUUAAUGUUGGAUGUUCCUCAUUGUACCAAGAUCAAUGCUGGGUUUUAGAUUGGUGUGCUUCCCAAAAGGCAUCCUAUCGUAUUUCUAUAAACUAAUGUAAAGCCCUAUUCAGUUAGGCUCAGAGGUUUCUGAUUUCUUAAAUUAAUAUCUUGUGCAAAAAUAUAUCAAUAACAUUUUAUCAGCUGGGGAGCUAGACUCUGAAAUGGGAAAAUAUAGAUUUUGUGAAUAAAAUGGAAAAUUACAUGAGACUUGAAUUUCCCACUUUCCAUUUCCCAUUUUUUUGCCAUUUAAGAAAUAGUGAAUAAAUCUUUUGUCAUGUUGAAUGAAUUCAAUUAAACUUGUGAAAAGAGCACGACAAUAAUGCUUUCAAUUAUAAGCUGUAUUAAAAUUGUGUACAACUAUUAAGAUAUCCAUUCAAUAAUAAACAAUAAUUAAACUA
Messenger RNA from Actinia tenebrosa (Australian red waratah sea anemone), 1970 nucleotides. Its product is annotated as mitochondrial import inner membrane translocase subunit TIM44. Gene Ontology annotation, biological process: protein import into mitochondrial matrix. Gene Ontology annotation, molecular function: protein-folding chaperone binding. The record is from RefSeq and is a predicted model, not a curated record. Gene Ontology annotation, cellular component: mitochondrial inner membrane. NCBI's taxonomy places the organism in Eukaryota, Metazoa, Cnidaria, Anthozoa, Actiniaria, Actiniidae.